GCGGCCGUACCGCGCGGUCCCUCCAUUGGGCGGGGCGGGCUCCGGCCUGCGAUUGGCCGGAGGCCGGAGGCGGGCACGGGCUCCGGCCUGCGAUUGGCCGGCGGCGGCGGAGGGAGCGGCACCGUGAUGGAGGCGCCUGGGCCGGUGACCCGGGCGGCGGCGCGCAAGAGGGCGCCCACGAUCCCGGAGGAGCCGGAGCGGCGGCCGGGGCAGCGGCGACCGCGGAGGAGAAUUGAGGAGCAAGAAGAAGCCGUCUUUCGUGAAGUGGUCAGUUUUACCCCGGAGCCUUUGCCAGCUAGAUAUUAUGACAAGGACACCACCAAACCUGUCAGUUUUUACUUCUCUUCACUGGAGGAACUCCUGGCGUGGACGCCGGACGUGGAGGACAGCUUCAAUGUGGCCUUGGAGCCCUCCGAGUGCCGGCAGCCCCCCUUGAGCAGCCAGAGGCCCCGGACCCUGCUGUGCCAUGACAUGAUGGGCGGGUAUCUCGAUGACAAGUUCAUUCAGGGCUCGGCGGCGCGUAGCCCCUACUGCUUCUACCACUGGCAGUGCAUCGACAUCUUCGUGUACUUCAGCCACCACACCGUGACCAUCCCCCCCGUGGGCUGGACCAACGCUGCCCAUCGGCAUGGGGUCUGCGUGCUGGGGACCUUCAUCACCGAGUGGAAAGACGGUGCACAGCUCUGUGAAGCCUUUCUGGCCGGGGAUGAGCGCUCGUACCGAGCCGUGGCUGACCAGCUGGUCCUCAUUGCCCAGUUCUUCCGCUUCGAUGGCUGGCUCGUCAACAUCGAGAACUCUCUGAGUCCGGCCGCGGUGGGCAACGUGCCCCACUUCCUGCGCUACCUGAGCGCCCAGCUCCAUCAGCGGGUGCCCGGGGGCUUGGUGCUGUGGUAUGACAGCGUGGUCAGCAGCGGGCAGCUCAAGUGGCAGGACGAGCUCAACCAGCACAACCGGGUCUUCUUCGACGCCUGCGACGGCUUCUUCACCAACUACAACUGGCGCGAGGAGCACCUGGAGCGCAUGCGCGGCCCGGCGGGGGGGCGCCGCGCCGACGUGUACGUGGGCGUGGACGUGUUCGCGCGCAGCCGCGUCGUGGGAGGCCAGUUCGACACGCACAAGUCGCUGGAGCUGAUCCGGAAGCACGGCUUCUCCGCGGCUCUCUUCGCCCCCGGCUGGGUGUACGAGUGUUUGGAGAAGAAGGAUUUCUUCCAGAACCAGGACAAGUUCUGGGCUUUGCUGGAACGCUACCUGCCCACACACAGCAUCUGUUCUUUGCCCUUUGUCACCUCUUUCUGCCUGGGCAUGGGGACACGGCGAGUGCACUACGGACAGGAGGAGGCGGUGGGGCCCUGGUACCACCCCAGCGCCCAGGAGAUCCAGCCCCUGUUCGCGGAGCACAGGCUGGAAGAGGACGGCCGGGGCUGGGUGCGGACGAGCUGCUGCCUGGCGGACGCCUGGCACGGGGGCAGCUCCCUGCUCAUCCGUGGGGGGAUUCCGCCCGAGGUCGGACCCGUGGCCGUGAGGCUGUUCUCUCUGCACGUGCCCGUGCCUCCCAAAAUUUUCCUGUCCUUGGUGUAUAAACUAGAAGGGCCCUCAGCUGUCGAGGUGGCAUUGGAGCUCACCACGGGGGACGCAGGCAGCUGCCACGUGGGUGGCCUCUGGACGCUGGAUGCAGAAACCAGCUCAAGGCACAGCCCCCGACCUCUCCGGGUGCCCCCCACCAAGCUGGCCAGAUGGGUGGGCCGCUGCGGCCAACAGCUCCAUGGGGGCUGGGUCCAGCGUUGCUACGAGGUGAACCUGCGGGGCUGCCUCCUGGGAGACCUGUUCGUUAGCUUUGCGAGGCCUGCGGGCAGCCGGGAGGAGGCCAGCUUCGUCUGCAGGCUCGGGGAGAUCCAGGUGGUGGAUGCCGACAGCCUGCUCCGCCCGCUGCCCCGGGUGCAGGCCGUCACUGUGUCCCGCGUGCGCUGGCAGCCGGCCACGUCCGAGGAGGAGGAGGAGGAGGGGGGCGCCCCUGUCCGGCUGCGGCUCAGCUGCACCCUGCACUGGUCCUACCUCCUCUCUCCCAUUCGAUGCUUCCGGAUCCACUGCCUCCCAGGGAGCGGCGGGGGCUCUCCGCACGGGGGGCCACCGGGGCCUGACAAGCCCGUGCUCCUGGGCCUGGCCUUCGUCAACCAGUACCGGGUAGUGGAGCUGCCGGUGGCGGCCGCGGGGCCCGGCAGGGACGGCCGGGUGCAUUUUCUGGUGGAGCCCGUCCCCAAGGAGGGGUUCCUGGUGCCGCAGGCCGAGUGGGGCCGGGCAGCCCUGCUCUACUCCCUGCCCCAGCUGUGAGCCAGCGCCGAAGCUGGCUUUUCCCCGCCUCCGGGCUCAGGGCCCCAUGCGGUGUGUGGGAGCCCACGGGUGCCAGGUGGCCGUCGCUGGGGCUCUUCGGUGGUGGACGCCGGUGACAGGAAAACCAAGAAGUCCGUUUGCUGGGCUGCUGAUUUCCCGAGGUUAAUGAACUCCGUUAUGUCUAA
Messenger RNA from Mustela lutreola (European mink), 2513 nucleotides. It is a transcript of the gene ENGASE, whose product is annotated as endo-beta-N-acetylglucosaminidase. Gene Ontology annotation, biological process: protein deglycosylation. The coding region runs from base 127 to 2328 and encodes 733 amino acids. The transcript is spliced from 14 exons. The record is from RefSeq and is a predicted model, not a curated record. Gene Ontology annotation, cellular component: cytoplasm. Gene Ontology annotation, molecular function: mannosyl-glycoprotein endo-beta-N-acetylglucosaminidase activity. Lineage: Eukaryota; Metazoa; Chordata; Mammalia; Carnivora; Mustelidae.